AUGUCGAACUUCACAGAUCCCGACGCGUCUCCUCGAGCGCUUCUUGACGUAAGAUCCUCCCCCAUGGAUAUCGCUCUUUCAGGUCCCUCUACCGCUGGUCCCUCUACCUCUGGUCCCUCUACCGCAGGUCCUCCUUCGAGUCAAGCUGCUCCCCCGCGACGACGCCUGGUAACCAUCCGGCGGAUCGCCAGCGUCCACCCCAUCCGGGGCGGCUCAAGCCACGAUGUCGUCAUGGUGGACUGUUGGAGUGUGGUAGCAAAGAAGCACGAAGAGUAUAAAGCCGGCGAUCUGGUUGUCUUCUUCGAAAUCGAUAGCUUCCUACCAGACACUACGUACUUCUGGGAGUACGUAGCCACGAGCAACCUCAAGAUGGACGGAAAAGAAGGCUUUCUCGUGAAGACUUGCAUGGUGGACAAGCACGUGUCGCAAGGCCUGAUCUUCAAGAUGACGCGCUUUCUUCCCAUCCAAGAAAUGUACGACGAGCUGGUGCAUAAAUGGGGAAAGGCAUUGGCUACAAACCAGAUCAUGGAACGAUCGUUCGAAGACCUGCUGGAAGUGAAGAAGUACGAGGUGGAAGUCGGCCGUCCCUCGGGACCUCCUGCACUUGGCCGUGCGCCCGUCUUCUUUCCUCAGCCCGGAUGCAUCCGCGCCCAGAACAUGCCUGAGCUGUUCGACAAGCACGGCGAAGACCUCUUCCAAGUCACGGAGAAGCUGGACGGAUGGCCGAUGUCGAUCUACACCGUACAGAAGUCAUCGCAGUGGUACACUGCAUUGCCGGCCUUGGACGAAGGCCUGCAGACUAUCGGGUCUGCCCGUGUUGGCGUUUGCAGCCGAGCGAGAGAACUGGCCGACCAUCCGGACUCAUUGUACUGGCAAGUCGCACAGCAUCAUGGCAUCCUUCGUCGAAUCAACGACAUCCCGAGAAUUCGCCAGGUCAGCAGAAACCUCAUGGUCCAAGGCGAGCUGUGUGGCUCGAGCAUUCUGAACAACACCAUGGGUUUCCCCCGUGGCAGUCACAAGUUCUACGUCUUUGGCAUUUUCGAUAUCGAUCAACAAAUGUACCUCCGUGCUGACCUAACGUUCGACAUAUGCAAGAAGCUCGGAUGGGACCACGCCCCGAUCAUCAAGCAUCGGACGACCCUCAAUGACUUCGCCAAGGACAUCGAUGAUUUGCUGGACAAGGCCGAAGGCACGGGCACCCAAGGACAGACCAGGGAGGGCCUCAUAUUCAAAGGUCUGAAUGUGAACCUCACCUUCAAGAUCAUCUCAAACUCCUGGCUGAUUAAGGUGGACAAAAGCUACGGUCCUGGGGCGGCAUAA
This is a messenger RNA of Anthostomella pinea, 1320 nucleotides long. Lineage: Eukaryota; Fungi; Ascomycota; Sordariomycetes; Xylariales; Xylariaceae. The record is from the annotation of a GenBank genome assembly.